Molecule: messenger RNA, 931 nt
Organism: Cucumis melo (muskmelon)
Lineage: Eukaryota; Viridiplantae; Streptophyta; Magnoliopsida; Cucurbitales; Cucurbitaceae
Product: 40S ribosomal protein S15a-2-like
Exons: 4
Coding region: 280-669 (129 amino acids)
Biological process (GO): translation
Cellular component (GO): cytosolic small ribosomal subunit; ribosome
Molecular function (GO): structural constituent of ribosome
Source: RefSeq, a predicted model, not a curated record
UGGGCCAAAUAAAGAGCACUCCGUACAAUUCUUCCCUCCCUCACAAAACAUUGCAACAAAAUUAUAUUCUGGGAUUUUUGAAAACUAGCCCUUCAAAAAAAAAGAAAAAAAACCAUAAUCCCCAUAGUACUGAAGUGAACGCUCGAAACUGACUCUUCUGCCGCUUCCUCUCUUCCGCCGAUCACUAACUUCUCGAAUCGUCCUAGGGCUGACCCAACUAUUGCUCCCCCGGUGUUCAAACAGGCCGCAGGUUUUGUAUAUUUUCGUGUACCGUAAGAUAUGGGAAGGAGGAUUUUGAACGACGCAUUAAGAGCUAUUGUCAAUGCUGAGAGGAGGGGAAAAUCUAUGGUGGAACUGAAACCCAUUUCCACUGUCAUGGCUUCUUUUCUGAAAGUCAUGAAAGAUCAUGGAUAUAUCAAGGACUAUCAAGUUCACAAUCCACAAAGAGUUGGAAGGAUAACAGUUGACCUGCAAGGUAGGAUCAAGGAUUGCAAGGCACUCACCUACAGGCAGGACAUCAAGGCAAAGGAUAUUGAAGCUUACAGAUUACGAACACUUCCAACACUUCAGUGGGGUUAUGUUGUGAUUACUACUCCAGAAGGCAUCUUGGAUCAUGAAGAGGCAAUGAAAAGGAAUGUUGGGGGUCAGGUUCUUGGAUUCUUUCAUUAGAGAGCCUCCUUGUUUGGCUGUUCCUUGAUUUAUGAGUUUUUCUUUUCAAAUGUUUCCCAUAUUGCAUUGUGAUCUUCUUAUGGCUUAGUUUUCUUAUUUGUGGCCUUUUGAUUUUGUAUUAUCUAAUCAAAAUGGUGUAUGCAUUAGUGUCAUAGAAGGCAGGUACUGCUGUCCUCUCUUUGAGUGUUGUUGCUCCCUCCAGGAAUAUAAGCAUAAUAUCAGUUUUGAACUUUCAGAAAAUGAAAAGAAAAACUUUAUACAA